Molecule: messenger RNA, 1475 nt
Organism: Gekko japonicus
Lineage: Eukaryota; Metazoa; Chordata; Lepidosauria; Squamata; Gekkonidae
Product: fatty acid desaturase 1-like
Exons: 13
Coding region: 1-1326 (441 amino acids)
Biological process (GO): lipid metabolic process
Cellular component (GO): membrane
Molecular function (GO): oxidoreductase activity, acting on paired donors, with oxidation of a pair of donors resulting in the reduction of molecular oxygen to two molecules of water
Source: RefSeq, a predicted model, not a curated record
AUGGCUCCGCAGCGAGAGGCAGGGCAGGGGGUGGCGCCGCCCGCCUCGCGCCUCUUCACCUGGGAGGAGGUCGCCCGUCGCGAUGGCCGCGGAGACCCUUCGCGGGAGCGCUGGCUGGUGAUCGACAGGAAGGUCUACGACAUCACCCGUUUCCACAAGAGGCACCCGGGCGGCUCCCGCGUCAUCUGUAGCUACGCGGGCCAGGAUGCCACGGAUCCUUUUGUAGCAUUUCACGUUGAUAAAACUCCAGUGAAGAAGCACAUGAAACAACUCGUGAUUGGGGAGCUGGCACCAGAUCAGCCCAGUUUUGAGCCCAGCAAAAAUAAAUUAUUAGUAGAGGACUUCCGAGAGCUACAGUCCACUGUUGAGAAGAUGGGACUCCUGAAACCAAACCCAUUUUACUUCCUCGUGAUUCUUCUCCACAUCUUACUGCUGGAUGCUGCAGGGUGGUUUGUCCUAUGGUACUUCAGGACAUCUGUGACUACUUUUAUUUUUGCUACAACUCUGCUGCUGAUUGCUCAGUCUCAAGCAGGAUGGUUACAGCAUGACUUGGGGCAUCUCUCAGUCUUCAGCAGUAUAAAAUGGAACCACAUUGUUCAUGAGUUUGUGAUGUGCCAUCUAAAGGGGCUUUCAGCCAACUGGUGGUCUUUUCACCAUUCCCAGCACCAUGCCAAACCCAACUGUUUCCUGAAAGACCCAGAUAUUGAAAUUCAUCCCACAAUUUUUUCUUUAGGAAAACCGCUUUCUGAAGAGCUGGGCAAGCAGAAGAAGAAGUACAUGCCUUACAAUCAUCAGCACAAAUACUUCUUCAUCAUAUUUCAGAUUUAUUCCAUUUAUUUCAUAUUCCAGCGUAAACUAUGGAGGGAGCUGGCAUGGAGUGCUACGUAUUUCAUCCGAUUUUUCAUUACUUUUGUGCCUUUACUGGGAGUGAAAGUAGUUUUGGGACAACUUCUUCUGCUCAAUGCUGUCAGGUUUCUUGAGAUCUGGUGUUUUACCUGGGUGUCACAAAUGAAUCACAUCCCAAUGCACAUUGACUAUGAUGAAAAUACAGACUGGGUGUCCACACAACUCCAAGCCACCUGCAAUGUGGAUCAAUCCUUUUUCAAUGACUGGUUUACCGGCCAUCUGAACUUCCAGAUUGAACACCACCUUUUCCCCACAAUGCCUCGACACAACUUCUGGAAAGUGGCUCCUCUGGUGAAAUCCCUCUGUGCCAAGCAUGGCAUUGCCUACCAAUGUAAGCCACUGCUGACUGCCUUUGGAGACAUUGUGCGCUCUCUGAAGGAUUCCGGGCAAACCUGGUAUGAUGCAUAUAUGAAUGGAUAAGAAGGAGAAACUCUUGAAGAAUUAUUCCAUCAUUAGCCAUGAAAAUACAUCAUAGACUGGGGCAGUCGACAUGGGCCUAUUAUGCGUGGGUGUUUUCCCUCACUUUCACUGUGUGUGUUUGUUGGGUUUUCUUUGUCAUUCUGCAUUGG